AAAAGUACGUAUUGCCGAAAAGAAAUUAGUUUUUUGGCGAGUAGUAAACGCAACGAGUUUUUGUAAUACGUGCAGGCGCCAUGAAUUCGUUACAGCAAAAGUUUCUGUAUUAUAGUAGACGAAAAUCGUUUCGAUACGGUGUUCCUUUUUUGCUGCUGAUUGUGGGCGGUUCAUUCGGCUUGCAACAAUUUGCACAGCUUAGGUACACUUUCUCCAAGAAAGGGUCCUUAACGAGGCAGGAAGCGGAAAAGUUUGGCAUUAACAUGAAGAAAAAGGAGGACGUCACUCUCGAAGGCGAGUACGAAAAGAUCAAGAAGCUAGAUAUUGAGCAUUGGGAUAACAUACGAGGGCCGCGACCAUGGGAGGAAACAACCUCAACCAGUGAGCAGCACUGAUGCAUAGAAGAACAGCCAAAGAGUCAUCAAACGCAUCCUUGCUACAACUGUGCUGAGAAAGUUAUAUUGUUUCCAUAAAAAAUACGUUUUAUUACCCCGGAAUUUAUUCAACGCUUUAUGUUUUUU
Anopheles moucheti is the source of this 521-nucleotide messenger RNA. It is a transcript of the gene l(3)neo43, whose product is annotated as cytochrome c oxidase assembly protein COX16 homolog, mitochondrial. The coding region runs from base 81 to 395 and encodes 104 amino acids. The transcript has 2 exons. Gene Ontology annotation, cellular component: mitochondrial inner membrane. NCBI's taxonomy places the organism in Eukaryota, Metazoa, Arthropoda, Insecta, Diptera, Culicidae. The record is from RefSeq and is a predicted model, not a curated record. Gene Ontology annotation, biological process: mitochondrial respiratory chain complex IV assembly.